Molecule: messenger RNA, 4479 nt
Organism: Fulvia fulva
Lineage: Eukaryota; Fungi; Ascomycota; Dothideomycetes; Mycosphaerellales; Mycosphaerellaceae
Product: Pentafunctional AROM polypeptide
Exons: 6
Coding region: 1-4479 (1492 amino acids)
Biological process (GO): regulation of DNA-templated transcription; DNA-templated transcription
Cellular component (GO): nucleus
Molecular function (GO): DNA binding; 3-dehydroquinate dehydratase activity; DNA-binding transcription factor activity, RNA polymerase II-specific
Source: RefSeq, a predicted model, not a curated record
AUGGCGGCAGGACUUGAGCCUGCUGUCAUGAUCAAAGCCAAUGGAGGUAUGAAGAUCGAGGAGAUCAUCCACAAUGAGCCUCCGCGACUGCUCAUCUUGUAUGACCAGGGUCAAGAAGAGAUUACAAGGGUCGUCGCCGAUGUCUUGGGAUAUACCUACAGUCGGGCCGAGUCGCUCGACGCUGUGAGGGGAUGGUCGGAUGAGGUUGUUGUUGGGAUGGAGAAUGUUUUUGCUACCGAGCUGGAGUCUUUGCGGAAAUUGGAUAGGACGCUCAUUACUACGCAUUGCGUUGACGGGAACGAUGGACGGGAUGAAGCACUAACUGCGUUUUGCGACUACGAAUAUCUUUACACAAGCGGGACGCCUCUACGACGAGACCUUGCGCGCUUUCUUGGAUUCGUCCUUGGGCAGAUCAAACCACACGACGAUCUGAAGAGGAAACAACGAACCACUUUGCUGUCCACAACCUUUCCGGACAUACGUGGAGCUUUACCAAACUUGGACAUACUCUCUGUCGGCGCAGACUCCGUCGAGCUUCGAGUCGAUCUCUUGAGAGAUCCGGCCACAGAUGAUGACUUUGGAGCAGUACCUGGACUGAAGUAUGUCGGCGAACAGGUCAUGCUUCUACGACAACGGACCGAGCUACCCAUCAUCUUCACAACAAGAUGCACCCGGGAGAACGGCCUAUUUCCCAUGAAAGACCCUGGGUUGUUUUACACCUACCUUCGUAAGGCCAUCCAAUGGGGUUGCGAAUACGUUGAUGUUGAGCUUUGGCUUCCCGAGGAGAUCAGACGACAACUUGCUGCAGAAAAGGGUCACAGUAAGAUCAUAUCGGCAUGGCAUGACUUCUCGGGCAUGUUCAAGUGGACGUCGCCUGAUGCACAGAGACUGUUCAAGGAGGGUGCGGUCUACGGAGACAUCGUCAAGAUGAUUGCUCUGGUACAUAAUAUGGAGGACAACUACGAGCUGGAGUACUUUCGAUCGAUUCGUCAGAGUGUUCGCUCGAACCCACCAUUUUCUGGCUUGAACAUGGGUACUAUUGGCCAGCUUUCGCGGACUCUCAACAAAGUCUUCACGCCAAUCACUCACCCCCUCAUGCCUCUGGUCGCUGCUCCCGGCCAGUUGAGUGCUGCAGAGAUCAACUCGAUGUUGCACUCCAUGGGACAGAUGCCACGAAUGGACAUGUAUGCCAUCGGUCAUGUUCGCUCGAACGGUCUGGCAACUUUUAUGGCCAAGUGCCUGAACGAGCUCAGUCAACCGCACCAGCUAUUGAGUGUUGAGAGAUCACCUACCGGGUCGAUCGAGCCUUUCCUCUCGCGACACCAAUUUGGCGGUGCAUACAUUAACCCUCCUCUCCCAGUCGAAGAUGCACCUUACUUGCCGACACUUACAGAAGCUGCUUCUGCCAUCGGGCAGGUCGACACCAUAGCUGUGCGAGCCAUCAACAAUGGUCGAGCAAUGGUCGCUGACAAUGUCACAUGGAAAGGCAUUCGAGCCACACUAACGAAAGAGUACGUCCCCUCAGCGUACGCAGGUCGAGCAGCGCUUGUCUUUGGCAACUCAAAAGCACAGUCUGCUGCUGCUAUAUAUGCUUUGGGAAGCCUGGACAUCGGCAUCGUCUACACCAUCGGCUUCGCGGCGAAAGGCUCGUUCAAAUGCGAGACCGAACAGCUCUGUGGCGUCGAAGACCUGAGAAAAGUGGAAGCGCCAUUCGCGAUCAUCUCGGCCUUACCUGCAGAGAAGUCGUUCGCGGUAUCACCAAUCUUGAAACACUAUAGCAGUGGGACUCGGACACCAUCCGCUCGGUCCGGCAAGAUCUUUGUAGACCUUUCCAACGGCAUCAAGGGUCACGGCGACUCUGUGUCCAUUGCGGCAUCACUUGGAUGGGUCGCCAGCAGCAUCGCCGACGUUAAUGCUUGGACAAUCGUUGAAACGUUGCGGCUGCUCAUCGGUCAUCCAUAUGAUCUCGGACAGCCGUGUCACGUCGCAUCGGAAGGAGAACGGUGGAAGGGGUGCACACAGCCAUGUGCCCAAAACGUGGGCAGAGCGUGUCAAAGGCAUGACAUCGAACUCCAAUUUACCCUAGCUUUGGGUUGCGAUGAACCGACCACAGAUUGGCAUCGAUCGACUUCAGAUCAGGAAAUCAAGUGCAAUCGACUCAAGCCUUCGUGUGAGGCGUGUCAAGUUUUCAAUUGUCCCUGCGUGUACGAUGCCAUACCUAAAAAGCGAGGGCCCAAGACCGAUGUGUUGGAGUCACUACUGAAGAGAGUCAAUGGUCUUGAGAAACGCCUGAAGGAAGAGCAGAAGACCAAUCCUUCUUCAUCACCCGAAGAAGAUGAUCCGACAGCGCCCACACGUGGUACUCGAGAGUCCAGUGACACCAGACCACGCGAGAACACGGCACAUUCAGCAUCGCCGGAGCAGCAAGAGAUGGUCGACAGCAGACCUCAGCAGAUGAACACAACCCACGUUGAGCCAGUACCUCCAAUGAAUGAGGCAUUUGCCUUCACUGAUGCACUGCUGGACACUUUCUUCGCUCGCGUACACAACAAGCCCUACUACAUUCUGGACGAGACAGCGACCAGACAACGACUUCGAGAUGGACGACUACCGCCCUUCUUGAUCAACGCAGUGCACGCAGUAUCCAUCAGAUAUGUUCCGCAACUAUGCGGCGGCCAUGCUGGAGCGAUACGCUCAAGCCACGACUAUGUGACGCGGUCCAGAGCGGAAAUCGACGUGGACGAGCCGAGCAUCGAUAAUUUGCAGGCGCUUCUACUACUGGCCAUGGCCAACUUUCAGAAUGGGAGAGGCAAGAGAUGUUACAUGGUGCUUACUCACGCAGUCAGUAUGGCAUUUGCACUGAAUCUGCAUCGUGAGCUGCCAGCCGAACUUCGAAUCGCCAAUUCCGAGCGAGAGGGCCGGAGGAAACUCUUCUGGACUUGCUAUCUCAUGGAUCGAUUUACAGUCAGCGGCUCGAAACGACCAUCGCUCAUCUCAGAUGAAUCAAUACACCUCAGACUCCCAGGAUGGCAACAGCAGGGUUCCCAGACAUGGGUUGAAGGCAGCUUCUUCCCCAAUGGCUCAAGCCUACCUCAUGCAUCAGGCAUCUCACACGCAGCACAGAGCAGCGGCACAAUGCUUGUUGAGAUCGUGAGAGUACUUGGUGUGACGAACCGAUAUCUAGGCGCCGGAGGCGUGAAAGGCGACUCUCACUUCCCCUGGCAUGCACAAUCUACGCUUUCGCGAAUCAGGUCUGAUCUCGAUUACUGGGCGGCGGCUACACAGGAUGUCUUCACCUCGAUCGAUACGCUCUUCGGCUCUCAGGACACAUCUACAUUGGUCUUGAGCAAGCUCAUCUAUCACCUGAUCCAUUGCCUCAUCUAUAGGCCGUUUCUACCAAUCGACUUGGCGGAACUGUCCGGCACGAGCCAAAAUCAGUCAUGGCAGAUUGAGGCAACGAAUCUUUGCUUUCUGCAUGCAAAUGCAAUCGCAGAGCUCGUCGAGAUCGGCAAGAAUACAGCUUUAUUAGACUGGCCUUCUUUUGUGGGAUACUGCAUUUGCACUGCUGGAACGAUUCACGUCCAUGGAGCUCACUAUAUGGCAUAUCGCGAAGGCGAUGCUUUCUGCCACAGUUCAGAGUUCCUGUCUCGUGAGAUGGCACAACUCCUUGAACUCCGGUCAAUCUGGACUGGGGUACAACAUCAGCGUGAUACACUCCAAUUGGUCUAUGCGAGCCAUGCGCAGCUUGUAAAGUCUCUGUCGUCGAACCCAAUGCGCUUCUCUCCGGUCUUCCAGAUGGAAGACUUCUUCGAUCGAUACCCUGGCUCUUACAUUGAUGGUGCCCACGUGGCCUUCUCCGAUGUUCUUGUAGAUCCAUCAUACGAGUCGUUACCCACCUUCGACCCAUGGCAAGGAUCAGGAGAGAACUGGGCUGCUCCAGUGUGGUCGGAGAAUGUGUCCUUCACGCCAAUGAUUCCAUCCCAAACACCGCUGCAGAGCCAUCAUCCGAAUGCAAUACGGAGACCAAAGAAGAGGCGAUCAACGACAGGUUCCCAGCCGUAUCCGACACCUCCCAGAGCAGAUACGACACAACAGGCGACGAUCGAAGAAGAACAAGCCGUCGAGGAGCAUGUGCCACAGAUUGAGGUCACUGAGAAUGUGACUGUCAGUGAACAGCACGAGCACCACCCAGAAAGCGAGCACAAUCCAAUGCUGUUCUCUGGCACCUUCACACCGAACUUCGGCUUCAGCCCAAUGCCAUCGACGAUGCAUGCGCACCACAUGCCGGAUGGUCAACAAGUGGCGAAUCCAGAACAUCAUCCAGGUCCUUCUAGCGGAGGAAGUGCAAGUGCCGACAGCCACAAUCUAGAGCCAGAAAAUGACCCGUUCUUGAGUUUGCUUGAGCAACUAGCUGGGAACGACAGCUCAGGCUUGGCAGAACAUGGCGAGUUCGACUUCUUUCUCGGUGGCAAUGUUUGA